Messenger RNA from Ostreobium quekettii, 1566 nucleotides. Lineage: Eukaryota; Viridiplantae; Chlorophyta; Ulvophyceae; Bryopsidales; Ostreobiaceae. The record is from the annotation of a GenBank genome assembly.
AUGGAUAUGGAUGUUGUGCAGGAGGGUGAUGAUGGAUUCGGGAGUGGUGGGCGCAAUGCAGGGGUGGUUGCGCCGACGGAGGGAGAUGAAGAGGAGGCAGUGGCACUGACAGAAGGAGAUGAAGGGGUGGCAGUCGCAAAUAUAGAUGGCAAUGAUGGGCUGGCAGGUGAGCCAAGUGCCCCUGACGAAAACGGGUACACAGUGGCACAAGACGGGCCGGUGGUGCCAUCUUCCAUGGAUGAAAUGAUCGGCACUGAUAUGGACGUUGAGUUGGCCCCUGUUUCCGUGGCCGAAAUGGAAAAUGUUCUGCCAGAGGAAUAUCCCCCUGCAAUCGAGCCGACUGGAAAUCAGAGUACAGACCUGGGGGCAGGGUUCCAGGCGAUGCCAAGUGUGUGGCCAGCUCCAGUCCUGACCGGCAGCGUGCCUGCCAGGAUGCUGGGUCAGUGGCCCAGACCUCUGGACCUGCCUCCGCCUGAAGGCAGCCAGAGCACAGGGGCAGAUGGCGACUCUGUGGGAUAUGAACCUGAUGGCGCCUCGGAGUUGCAUGAAGAAGAGACCUACAAUCAGGCAGCGACCCCGCCACCGGCGGCCAGCACAGGGGUGUUGCCCGUUCUCGAUGAGUCGUUGAUGCGGCUGGAGAGCAAGCUGGCAUCGACGGAGUCGCUUGUUCCAGCAGCGGACUUGAGCACAGCUGCUCCAGAGCCAGUGGCUGAGCCUCCUGGCAUCCCAAGGAUGGGGUCUGGGGGUCCGGGCUUGGGGCUCACCUUGGUCGGUGUCGGCAGCACAGGGGCAGGGCCAGGCACACAAGCUCCAGCCACACCAGUUGUCAACUUGGCAGGGUUUGGUGCUGCGGGACUGGAUAUCAAAGGGAUGGGGAUGGCCGGGCAGCAUGUUGCGGGGCUGGGCACUGUUGUGCUUGGAAGGCCCCGGGGGGCACCAUCCAGCGGCGAGGCAGUUGCUGGGGCCUUUGGCAGCACCUUUGAUGCAGACAGUGGCUCUCGGCCGUCAAGGGCGUCCGAGAAGUCUGAGAGGGGGCCGCAAAGGCGCACAGGAAUCGGGAGCCAGACAGGCCCCACGAAGAAGAAUUUGGGGGCGUUCUCCCCACUGCAACAGAAAGCCCGGGCCAAUGCUCGGCGGCCACGGACGGGGCGAGGGGCGGCUCGGUACACUCCCAACUUCCAACCGAUCAUCUCCACACGGGCCGCCGCACGGAGGAGCAACUUGAAGGCUCAGGCGGCCCAGCCCGCCUCCAUGGGUGGUGGUGAUCUGGUCCCCGUGCCAGUGGCACAGGCCACCGACGAGGUCGUCGAAGAGGAAGCUGCGGCUGCCGCCGCAUCCACCGUCAGCACAGGGUUCGAGUCGUUCCAGUGCGAUUCCACGUUUGUGUGCAUCCCCAGGGAGGGUGGCGACCCUGGGGCAAACUCGCUGUAUCUGUCGACGCCGUUCUGGCAGAGCCGCACCUCCACCGUGGUGACGAUGGUGGGCGAGAAGAUACACGAGUCGGCCACAGUUUGCCUUGUCCGGGGCCCGCAGUCGGGUGAAGGGGACGAGCCGGAGAUCCCCUGA